Messenger RNA from Enterobius vermicularis (human pinworm), 1668 nucleotides. The record is from the annotation of a GenBank genome assembly. NCBI's taxonomy places the organism in Eukaryota, Metazoa, Nematoda, Chromadorea, Rhabditida, Oxyuridae.
AUGGCUUUACAAGCAGUUUGCGCUGUGCUUUCAAUUCAGGAACUGUUGUGGGCAAGAGAACAGUUCGCAUUACAUAAAGCGAAGUUGUUUGCAAAACUGCUCUCAUAUGAAGAGUUUUGCCGUAGUAUCGCAAAUUUGGUAAAAGAUUUGAGGAAGCAAACGUUGGCUAAUGGUACAAUUGAUGAGGGGUACGCUUAUGCGGUUGUUAAACAGUGUGCUAAAAACUUCUAUGUCGAUAAGAUAUGGAAGGCGGAGCAACUUCAUGAAGUUUUGUACACUGUUUUACAACAGCGUCCUUCAAUGAAGAAAUUCGUCAUAAACCUCCUUGAAAAGAAGUAUGGUGAUUCAGAGAUGGCAAGGAGAUGGAUAGUAACUGAAAUGAAAUCUCGUUUACCGCAGGAUGUCCCUCCGUUGUCAACUGUAACAUUUUCUAGCGAAAAUACGACUGUCAACUUUUGGACAUCUAAUUCGCCAUUCUUGAGUAUUCCUGAAAAUGUUAGCUCUGUCAGUUUCGUAAACGAUUUGGAAAAGUUGCAACGUUUGACAGCUUUUUUGGAGAAUUACAGCUACGACAAUCGUCCGGUGGCUGCAUUAGAUUCUGAAUGGUCUUCGUAUCGUUCCUAUCCAAAGUCUGUUUUACAUCUUUUGAGUCACUUAGCUACCAUUUUACAAAUAGCUUUCCCAAACAAUGUGUACAUCCUCGAUCUUGACGGACUGGAACGGAAGCAUUUAAAUGAGUUCUUGUCAAAGUUGUUUGGCGAUAAAAGAAUUACAAAAAUUGGUUUUCAGUUUAGCGAGGAUCUGACUCACAUCUGUCGUGCAGUUCCUAUCUGCGAAAGCCUGUAUAAUCCGAAGAAUCUCAUAUGCGUCGACAGAAUAGUGAACAGACUCCUAGGCGAAAGUUCAAAGCAUCCUGACGUUGGUUUGGACGGUAUCAUUAACGUCGUAGAUGCGUUAACUCUUAAAAAUUUGAAAGAUACUGAAGGAGUCUUGACACCGAGCGGAACCGUUGAUGGUGAGAGCGAUGUAAAGGUUCAAGUUGGUGAGGUGGAUUCAGAGGACGACAGAAGUAGCGAAGCAUCGAUUACUGAAGAGAUACCUGAAAACACUUGCUCUCGGAGACGUAGUUCCAGUGAUGAGGAGAAAAUGUUGGAAACCGUAUCGGACAAGAAAAUGAAGAAAGCUGUUCCUAGCAAAAGAGCAGGUUUUCUUGAUGAGAAAAAAAGGAAGAUAUUACGCACAGGAUUGUCUGGAUAUUGUGAAUUUCUUUUCGGAUCCCCGUUGGAUAAGACCGAACAGUGCUCAGUCUGGGACAGAAGACCACUGAGAGACUUACAAACUCGGUACGCUGCGUUAGAUGCUUAUGUUGUGCUCAUGAUGUUUGAAAAAUGCGUUGAGUGGGCUAGAAGGUUUGGCCUUGAUGUAUACGACUUAUGUGCUAGUGAACCGCCUAUGAAAGUUCAACUUCCGCUUUUCUUCAAUGUUAAAGUCGGUGUAUACGGUAGGAUCUGGGAUUUUCCAGUGCGCGCAGCAAUUGAAUUGCAGAUGUAUCGAGGACCACAACUGUCGUCAAGAAAGUUAUGUGGAAUGGCCGUAAUGACCAGGGAGUGGAUGUCGGAAGUUUUCAUGGAAAAAGGUGGUUCACAGAACUGUGGUUUUAAAGUUUAA